UGUGAGGCCUACAAGGCAUAUUUCGGCAUGCCUGUCGGGGAUCAAGACAAACUCUGGGCACCUCAUUUCACCUGCGAGCAAUGCAAAAAUACUCUGGAAGGAUGGUACAGAGGGGAAAAGAGAGCCAUGAAGUUCGCUAUCCCAAGAAUUUGGCGGGAACCCACUGACCACUCGAGCAACUGCUGCUUCUGCAUGGUGGACCCUUCCAAACGUCGGACUGGCAACAAUGCACCUGCUAUCAUGUAUCCAGACCUUCAUCCAUCGCCCCGGUGCCACACUGCCAUGAGCUCCCCGUACCCACUCCUCCGGAGAGAGAGCAGCCGUCUUUAGAAGAGAGCAGCAAGUCAGAGAGCGAGGAAGACAUUGUAGAUCCAGAUGACAAUUUCAGAGGUGGAGCUGAGGAGAGAAACCCAUGCUACCCCAACCAAAAAGACCUCAACGACUUGAUCAGAGAUCUUGGUCUCACCAAGUCCCAAUGCCCGGCUUUUGACGUCUCGGCUCAAGCAGUGGAACUUGUUGGAUGAAAGUGUGCAAGUCGCAGAUCAGAGGAAGCGUCACCAACCUUUUUGCAGCUUCUUCACCCGUCAAGAUGGGCUCUGCUUCUGUUCGAGGCUAUCGGAAUCGCCUGUAACCAGAAUUAGUGACUCCUCUUCAUUGACAUCUCAUCCAGGAGCCUCAAAGCCGUGCUGCUCCAUAAUGGUAACAAAUACCCGUCUCUUCCCCUGGCUCACUCGGUGCACCUCAAAGAGGAUUACAACAGCAUCAAGACCUUGCUGGACGCCUUGAAGUAUGACGAGUAUGAUGAGUAUGGUUGGGAGGUCAUCGGAGACUUCAAAAUCGUGUCAUUCCUGAUGGGUCUCCAAGGCGGUUUUACCAAGUUUCCCUGCUAUCUUUGCAUUUGGCGCAGCAGGGACACCAAGGCGCAUUACCACAGGCGGGACUGGCUGCAGCGGACCGAGUUCUCUGUGGGGAGGAACAACGUCAAGUGGGAGCCACUGGUGGACCCCGGAAGGCAGGCCAAGCCCGUCGGGGCCACCGCUCGCUCCUCGCCGGGACGCCAUGGGGGCGGCCGGAGGGCCGGCGGGCCGCCCGGAGCCUCCCGACGGCGGCUGGGGCUGGGUGGUCCUGGGCGCCGUUUUCCUCACCAUGAGCCUCUCACUGCCCGUGCCCCAGUCGCUCGGCGUGUUCUUCGCCGUUCUGCAGGACGAGUUCGACGCCUCGUCGGGCGCCACGGCCUGGGUGCCCUCGUGCAUGACGGCCACGUUGCACGCCGCCGGCCCCAUCUCGAGCGCGCUGGCCGGACGGAUCGGCUGCCGCUCGACGGUGAUGCUGGGCGGCCUGCUCACGAGCGUGGGCCUCAUCCUCGCGUCGCUCAGCGGCUCCAUCGGAUACCUCUACGCUGCCGCCAUCGUCAGCGGCCUGGGCAUUUGCCUGUGCUUCCAGCCGGCGCUCACCAUCCUGGGCCACUACUUCCUCCGCCGGCGCUCGCUGGCGAACGGCGUGGCGUCGUCGGGCACGGCGGUCGGCAUUUGCCUGCUGCCGCUCGUGGCGCAGGCGCUGCUGUCGAGGUACGGCUGGCGCGGGGCCUUCCUCAUCAUGGGCUCGCUGAUCCUCAACUGCUGCGUGUGCGCCGCGCUCAUGCGGCCCGUGGCCGCCGUCGUCGCCGCCGGCGCCGUCGCCGGCGCCGCGACACCCUCCGAGGACGCUCGCCGGAAGAGCGGCCGCAGAGAGACGGGCUUGUGCUGCUGCUGCAUGGCGGAGCGGUGCGGUGAGAAGCCGGCCUCCGCGCUAGACGAGGCGGAGACGCUGGUGCGCAACGGCGGCGUGCCCGAUGGCCGGCGGGCCGCCCCCGGCACGAACCUGAACGGCGGAUUGUGCGGCUGCGGCGGAGCCGGCGGUUUAACCGACGCCACGUCGGGCACCGGCGGCAAGGAGCCCGUCGUGCCGCAGCUGAACGACGACGGGACCCGCGGCACCCACGGCACCCACGGCCCCGCGCCGCCGGACUUGACUUUGCGGUGCGGCGGCGGUGGAGGGGCGGACGACGCGGCGCGGCUUGCCCCGGCGAACGGGCACGGCCGCGCUCCCGCAGACGCGCCGAUCGGCGGGGAGGGAUCGCCGGGCGGCCGCGAGCGGUCGACGGCCCGCCGGCGCCUGGCCCGCGCCGCCGCCCGGGCCAACCUGGACCUGUUUGGCAACCCGCUGUACAGCAUCUUCGUGUUCGGCACCACGCUCAUGGUGCUGGGCUUCUUCGUGCCGGUCAUCUUCCUGGUGCCGUACGCCCAGUCCAUCGGCAUGAGCGACGAGGAGGCGGCCGCCCUCCUCUCCAUCAACGGCCUCAUCAACAUCUUCGGGCGCCCCGUGGCCGGCUGGGUGGGCGGCACAAAGAUGUUCAGGGGCCGCAGCGUGUACCUGUACAGCGGCGCCGCCUUCCUGAGCGGCGCCAACAACCUGCUGUGCGGCCUCUUGCGUGGCCGCGGGGCGCUGCUGGCGUUCUGCGUGUGCCACGGCCUCACGUGCAGCGUCGUCGGCGGCGUGGUCUUCACCGUCAUCGCCGAGUCCAUCCCCGCCGGGCGCUUUGCCGCCGCGCUAGGCCUCUUCACCGUGCUGGAGAGCGUCUCCUUCCUCGUGGGCCCGCCGGCCGCCGGCUUCCUGGUGGACUACACGGGCACGUACAGCGUCGUGUUCCUCACCUGCGGCGUCAUCGUCAUGGUCUCCACGUUGUUCAUGGGCGUCGCGACGUACUUCGUGCGACGACGCAACGCCGCCGCCGCCGCCGCGUCCGGCCGCCCCCCCGCUGGGAAGGAGCCGGCCACGUGCGCCGGCGCAGUGCCGGACGCCGACCGCAAAGAGAAGGAGGCCGUCGUUUGAGGGCAAAGAGAAGAGGGAAGGAGGCCGUCGUUUGAGGGCGUGCUCGCGGUCGCCGGCUACCGACCGGCGUUCGGGCGGGAAGCUCGUUACACGCGCCAAGCGCUCCUUGCCACGAGCGAGGACCGCCAGUGCCUCUUGUCAGGGAGCAUGAAGCGCCGUCACGCGAGCCCCGGUCAUCCUGGCCAGCCCGUCGAACGAAGACGGGCGCCGCGUCGUGCACUUUCAGACGCUCUUCGUUCUUCGAACGCGCUCUUCAUACCGAUAUUAGGAAGCCACUGGAGCAAUGUUGUUUUAAAUCAUCAUCUUGAUUGAUGAACUUUUUGAGAUCUGCUUUUUUGUGUUUAGUUUAGCUGUCCUUGCCCCCCCGCACCGCAGAUUAGCACGGCUGGCUACGUACGGUGUGAAGGAAGUUCAACCGCACUUACAACUGGGAGGUUUAGUGACCGGCCGAGACCUGAAAUCCGGUUAGGGGGUGCACCACGUGAAAGAGGUUUUUGGUUUCGGUUCGAAAACCUCUCCGUCCAAAGCGAACCUCGACGUGCCUCCCUGCUCUGGCACGGAGUAAGAAGGCGAUCGGGAGGUGGGGGGGGGGGGCCCGGGGGGGUGGCCCCAGAGCCGUUGGUGGAAAUUCCACGUUCCCAUGGUGGGAACGAGUCUCGUCCCAUGACAGGACAGCCCCCAUCGCCGCCCCCCCCCCCCCCCCCCCCCCGCGUUGAGCUGCUGAAGGAUGUCGGGCCGGGCUGGACCUCACUCGUGGACUUCAAUUCGGAACGUUCGUAGCUGUCCGGCACGCGCCGUGGGAAUGCUGUGGGGGGGGGGGGGCACAAUCACAUCUCACGGUGGCUAUGAGAUGUUAACUACCUCGCCUGGUAUGCAGGGAGUCGUGGGUUUGAUCCCGAUCCUGGCGCCUGCUGCUGUAUAUUUGGAGUUUGUGUCUCUCUCCGUGGUGAGAUGUUAACUACCUUGCCUGGUAUACAGGAGGUGGUGGGUUCGAACCCGACCCUGGCACCUGCUGCUGUAUAUUUGGAGUUUGCGUCUCUCUCUCUCCCCGUGGUCUCGCAGACUUUUCUCUGGGUCCUCCGGUUCUUCCCUCCCAGAUUUAGAAUCGAAAUGCGUUUAGAGUAUUUUGCUGCUAUAAAUCUCCACGUGAUAAGCAACUCCGUUGGGCUGUCACUCGUGAGGUCGCUUCUGAAAAAAGAGCUGUAUAGCUCCAGUGGGGCCUUACCUGGUAAAAUAACGAUUUUUUUCUUUUUUUUAGCAAUGGAGAAAAUGCAUGGCACAGGUGUGUUUUAUGAAUUUAGAACCCCGUUUAAAAAGCGUGAGAAUUGUAACAUCGGACAUUGCGAAAGAGUAGGCCAAAAAUUAUCUUCAAGAGAGUGCUCCGUAGAGCUCCCUGGAGCGGAGGCCCCUUUCUCCCAGCAGCGGCGAGAGAAAUUGCAGAGCUGCGCCUUUAACUUUAAAAUGUGCACAGUGCAGUCACGCGGAGAAGUGCGGGCAAUGCUUAGCAUCCGUAAUAGAGGUUUUUUUGGGGGUUAGAUCGCGUAAAUAUAAACGCGUCGUUAAACCCGCCAACACUCCGACACGGCCAAUUGCUAAGGUUUGUCACGUGAACAAAACGUGCCAAUUCGUUGCUAGUUCAGCACACCGGUUCGUAGGAGAGUAAACCCACAAUGCGUAGUAGUCCGGGGCGGGUGGUGCGAACCAGACCCUGAUUACGAAGUCACGGGGCAGCUGGCCUGAGCGAUGGAAUCGAGCAGGGCGCAAUGUGCUUAGUCACGAGGGCGCACGCAAGGUCACUCAGCCACCGUCCGCAUGCGCCGGUUAUCGCCGGCGAGGCUGCCAAGCGGUCCGCGUGCUUGCGUGGCUGUGGACACAGGCGGCCCACAUGCCCGCGGGGGUGAGCGGGGUGGGGGGUGGGGGGGAGAGGCGGUAGUGUAAGUGGCGGUUCACGUUUAAAGUGACGUUUUCUUGAACGGGGUGAGAACUCAAGAAGCCACGAUUCGUCUCACAAUUGCCAAGAGUGACCCGGAGCCAUCGGUCUGCCAGUCGGGGGCGGGCGGGCGGGUGGGUGUGAUGGGUGUGUAUGACGCGAUGCUGCUGUGUAAUCCCAAUCGAGUAAUUUUGCGGUUGUUUAGAGUUCGAAAUUGGCAAAUUUAGAAUCGUGAUCUUUAUUUUAUCCCGGAGAAAUCCGAUGAGUUAUGAAGCUAUUUUUUUUUGUCUCAGAUGUCCUAUAAAAUGUGUAACCUGGGGGGACCUUUAGCGUGCACGGCGGAGCGGGUGGCACGUAGUGCUAAUGCGGUUAAUGCACCCGCAGUACCAAUCGUUACGCGAGUUCGAUUCCUUGUCAGUUCGGUGGUGAAUAUCGGAAUCGUUCUGGUACGUGUACAAGGUCAACUAAACCUUGAAAACUAGGGGCGCUGGGGUGAACAGAUGUUAACUACCUCGCCUGGUAUGCAAGAGGUCGUGGGUUCGAUCCCGACCCUGACGCCUGCUGCUGUAUAUUUGGAGUUUGCGUGGUCGUGGGAUUUUUCUCCGGGUCCUCCGGUUUUUCCCUCCGCAUUUAGAAACAUCGUGCGUUUAGAGUAUUUGGUUGCGAUACAUUUCCACGUGGUGAUGAUGAUGAUGAGCCACUUCUAAGAGCUAUCAUUCGUGAAAGCCAGGUCGCUACUGACAAAGAGCUAUGUAGUAGCUCGGUUGAGUUUAUUUUUUUUUUUAGCACCGUGUUGCGGUGUGUAAGCAUCUGCAAUGGGGAGACAAAGGUGGCCGGGCGUGAUGCUGGCCACACCAAUUCCUCUUGUGCCAUACCGGCCUGAACAAGUGCUCACUAACAGGACUUGCCCCAAUAGCCUGUACGGCUAUGCGGGUGGUAUUUAUCAUGAAACCCGCGCGCUUGCCAAUGCUACUCUUCAGACAUAUCAUGGGUGAUGCUGCACCACGUUGUGGCUUGCACAAUCAACGGCACUCGCCAGAUUCCCGGACUCUAUGGAGAUGUCUUUCGGAAAUGUUAUUAUUGUUUUUUAAACGACUGAAAUAUUUUGUAAACGGCGCUUUUACAUGGUACGAAACACUAAAGCAAUACUGUAUCGGACUUGUUGCGAUAUCCACGCGUGUUAAAGAAUAACCCCCUCCCCGCCCUUAAUCAACUUUGCACAAAAGGAAACCAAUACUGCACUGCCAAUCGCUGAGAUUCCCGCUGUGAAAACGGAUUGCCAGUUCAGCUCUCCGUCCCAAUGGAAGUGUUCAACUUGACAUGGGGGAGAGGGGGGGGGGCAAUAACGACCUCUCCGUUACUUUUAGUUUUUUUCCGGUAAAGUCACGUAGGUAAAAAACUAAAUAAAUUUUACCCACGUGACUUUACCGAAAAAAACUUAAAGUAUGGAUCCUUGCAGUCACGAAAACUUCAAAUCUAGAAUUAGGGCCUCUCCUUUCUCCCGCUGUACGGCGACGGGGGUAGUCGAUCAUCGGUGUUUAUCCGUCCGCGUCGAGGUUUUGAUGAGCGAACAGGCGGAGGCGGCGGGUGGCUUCAGGAGUCUCCUGAAAUCCCAGGUGGCCAGGUGGGGGAAGAGGUCAGCGCGCUGAGCUGGCAACGGCUGCCGUGAGCCGUGGUCACCGAUGGCUGCAACAAUAACAAGCCCUAUGAGACCUCCUUUACCGGUGGCAAAAUAUAAUAGUAGGUUUUUACCCUUUCAACUGGUACAAAACUGACACCUUUAUACAAGGCAUCAUGUUUGCAAUAACCACAACACAAGCAGUCAAAAUGCAAACAAAAAGAAACAACGCUGAUAAUGAUGAUAUGCACUGUCCUUGAAAUUGAUUGGUCCACACCCGAGACAGCUUUCUUUAGAGCCUAGUCUCCAUUGGUGUUGGACCAGAUGACGCCAAAAGGCGUUGUUACUACAAUAACAAGUCCGUCGAAAUUAAUUUUGGCGACGAAAAUGCCAGCUCUGUCACGCGACGCACAUUAUUACUGCCUUGCGCGCAGCCGGGGUUGGAGAGUGCUGCUUACUACUCUGUGUGAACCAGAGGUCAGAUGAUUGAGGGCACCUCAGAAGUAGCUCUGUGGUGUCCGCCUCCCACCGGCGGUUUUCUGCUCCGUGCGAGAAUUCCGCAAUGGAUUAUCCGUCGUCUCGUGAGGUGGACGCCAGGAGCACAGUUGGGAUGAAGUCAGGGUGAAAAAUCAUGAUUAAUAACAAGCGCCUGGAACGCGUUUGGCCUGGCGCCACGGCUCGCCGCUGCCGGGCCUCGAGCGAGUCUCGAUGUCACAGCUCCCGUCGCUGAUCACGCUGGGACGGAUGUGAUGCACGUAACAUCGUAAUGUCACAGCAUUGUGAUGUCGCACUUCGUUACACGCAAAGUGUGCUCGUCGCAAACGAACCACAAUUACCUUGGCUAAUCUCGUCAAGGUGCGAUCGACCAUCACGUGAACUCCGCUCAUCCUCUUAGCAGCAGCAGCAGCAGCGGCGGCUUUUGGCUCGGCCGUCGAACAAAGACUGAGGUCACCCACCGCGUCGUCGCGCGGCGCUUUCAGAUGCGCUUCUGCGGCCGUCUGGAACGCUCUUCCCAAGGAAGCCACCGGGAGCUGUGCACUUUAAAAUCGUCGACAUUGACUCACUUCUUUAGAGCUGCUAAUUGCUGUUGUGUUUAGCUUGGUGUCCUCCCACCGCCCCGCACCUGCGAUUAGCCACGACCGGCCACGCGCGGUGUUCGACACCCGGACAAGUUGACGACCGUCGCCGCGUUAAACAAAUCCCACAUUGCACCGCCACAAAACCACCGAUGCGCCGAGGUGACCCGGCUCACGGCACUUGGCUGACCCACCCUGACUCGGGGGGGGAGGGGGCAGCGAAGUAAGCCGCACACCCCCCCCCCCCCCCCCGGAUUCGGUACGGUGGCACAAUGACUUCUCUGUACGGUGCUGCGGUGCUUAAUCUCCUUUUAAUUGACGUUUUGUGUAAACGGCCUGUAGCCGCCCCCCCCCCGUACACCGCUGCUCCACCGAGCGGCCGCUGUUGUUUCUUCUUGUUGUAUUCACUCCACGCGCCGGCCACUGGCAAUGGCAGUUGUAGCAAUGGGGGUCAAGUCUCUUCCACCCACCCCACAGCGCCUCUCGUCCAUCCAGCGGUGCGAUUGUCUGCGCCCGCGGUCGAUCGGCAGGUCACUGUUUAGUGGGGUUAAAGUGCGGGCAGGUCAGGUGGGGUGGGGUUAAAGUGCGGGCAGGUCACGUGGGGUCGGGUUAAAGUGCGGGCAGGUCACGUGGGGUGGGGUUAAAGUGUGGGCAGGUCACGUGGGGUCGGGUUAAAGUGCGGGCAGGUCACGUGGGGUCGGGUUAAAGUGGGGGCAGGUCACGUGGGGUGGGGUUAAAGUGUGGGCAGGUCACGUGUGGUGGGUUAAAGUGCGGGCAGGUCACGUGCGUUGAGUUAAAGUGCGGGCAGGUCACGUGGGGUGGGGUUAAAGUGUGGGCAGGUCACGUGGGGUGGGUUAAAGUGCGGGCAGGUCACGUGCGUUGGGGUAAAAGUGUGGGUAUCCCCCCGCCACCACGACCCCGCCCCACCUCUUCCACACGAGGUCUGGCUAGCUUAUAAGAGAAGGCUAAAAUAAUCUCUCUCCUCUCUCUUUCGUGAGCGGCCUCCGUCGGGCGCGGCGCAAAAAACGAGGCAUUCGCAGGGCUGCUCCUUUACCUUUCUACCUUGUGUCCCUGUGGGCCCGUGCGACAGUUUACAUUCGUGCAUCGACGCGUGGUUUUUUACGUGAAUUCAAGACAAACAAAUUAACCCGUAAAAACUAAGUUUUUCACUAUAAAUCCUUUAUAUGCGUGGCGGCUAGAGUCCUCUCGUCCUCUGGCUUGAGAUGGCUGCCACCUAUGGGUCAGAUGAUUGCAUUGCACCAUUAAGCAAUUGGUAAUUAAAUAUAAUAUUUUUGUCCUAAAAAGUGUAAAAUUUUGGAAAAAAAAUUUCACGAACAUUGUCACGCACAACGAGUCUGUGUGGAAAAUGUCAGCUCGAUUGGAUCACGGUAAGUGGGUUAAAAAACGACCACAAGAUUUGCACAGUCCUAAGCAAGCAAGCGAACUUAAUAUAAAGGAUUUAAAAAAAGGUGUUGACCUGUAAUGUGAACACCGUCCCGUGACUUUUGAUUACCCGACACUGAAUUUGACGGUGGAAGUGCUCAAACCGAGUCGUAUUUGCUCGCCCCGCUGUAUUGUGAGCCGUUUAUCGAUGUGGCAUUUUUGCCCGAAAUCAUAUUUAACCUUCGAAUGAAUUCCGAGUUUCGGGUGCGCGGAAUGAAAUGCGUACGUCGCUCCCAAAAAGAACACAAGAAUACUUUAGCGAGGAAUCACGUUCCGCGUCAAUCGCACGCGGUAGCUUGUGGUGAACAUGCAAACACAAACAUGCUCUGACAAUUCUAGAUUUGAAGCUUUCGUGACUGCAAGGAUCCAGACCCUUUGGUUCUUUCGGUAAAGUCACGUAGGUGAAAAAAUUAAAAACAUAAAAAAUAAAAACAUUAAAAUAAGAAUAACAUUUAAAUAAAAUAAAAAUAGAAAUGGCUAAAUUAAAUCACGACGUUUCGAUUGCAACACAAGCAAUCAUCAUCAGGUGUGGAAAUGGCUAAAUUAAAUCACGACGUUUCAAUCGAAACGUCGUGAUUGAAUUUAGUUAUUUUUUAUUUUAUAAUUUUUUCACCUACGUGACUUUACCGAAAGAGCCAAAGAGUAUGCUCUGACAAUAUGCUUUUACUUGAAUUGUCUUUGAAACCGAUUUGGCCUCGACCAGAGGUCGCAAACGGGUUUUGAUUCCUUACCCGUACCCAGCCGCAGCAGGGUCGCAAAUGGGUACCCGUUCCCUACCCGUACCCUACCCGAAAUGAGUGACAAACGGUGACUCACCAGUGACUCACGGCCUACCCGUACCCGGCCGCACCAGGGUAGCAAAUGGGUACCUGUACCCGGCCGGGUACGGGUACCCAUUCCCUACCCGUACCCUACCCGAAAUGAGUGACAAACGGUUACUCACCAGUGACUCACGGCCUACCCGUACCCGGCCGCACCAGGGUCGCAAAUGGGUACCCGUACCCGUACCCGGCCAGGUACGGGUAGCCGGGUAUCGGGUAGGGUACGGGUAUCGGGUACCCGGUUGCGACCUCUGGCCUCGACCGAAGACAGACUUCUCGAUGGCCUCGUCUCUCCACCACUGUUAGACCGGAUGACGACGACGACGACGACGCCGAAAGGCAAACAGCGGUUUGAACAUCUCAACACCGAUUUAAAGCUUUCGUGACUGCAGGGAUUCAUCUUCUUGGUUCUUUCGGUAAAGUCACGUAGAAGGGAAAUAUUUAUUUUUAUUUUAUAGUUUUAUUUUUUGUAUUUUAUGAUUUCCCUUCUACGUGACUUUACCGAAAGAACCAAUAAGAUCUUAACACCGGUUUCAUUGGCAGAAAGGGGCAAGACCUAUCUUAUUUUUUUUGACACUGGCAAAAAGGUAAUUGUGCGUGAAUUUCGAUUUCGCGAAGCGUCCUUUUUUUUAGAUGGUAAGGAACCAAAAAAAAAGACGUGAGUCCGAUUUUUAACCGCGUUAUAUCACUUUAAUUUAAAGAGAGCUGCACUAUACAAAACGUAUUUUUGAAAUGACUUGUUUUGUACUUUUUACAAACAAUGCGGUCAAUGUGUUUGUAUUUGCACAUACGUCACUGGAAGUUCCUGAAUUGUUUCGAGAAUGUCAUAAAAAAUGCCUUUGUCGGCAUCACAAA
Molecule: messenger RNA, 10614 nt
Organism: Lethenteron reissneri (Far Eastern brook lamprey)
Lineage: Eukaryota; Metazoa; Chordata; Hyperoartia; Petromyzontiformes; Petromyzontidae
Product: monocarboxylate transporter 3-like
Biological process (GO): transmembrane transport; monocarboxylic acid transport
Cellular component (GO): basolateral plasma membrane
Molecular function (GO): monocarboxylic acid transmembrane transporter activity
Source: RefSeq, a predicted model, not a curated record